This is a messenger RNA of Mangifera indica (mango), 797 nucleotides long. Its product is annotated as pentatricopeptide repeat-containing protein At1g63080, mitochondrial-like. Gene Ontology annotation, molecular function: protein binding. Bases 64 to 633 code for a protein of 189 amino acids. The record is from RefSeq and is a predicted model, not a curated record. NCBI's taxonomy places the organism in Eukaryota, Viridiplantae, Streptophyta, Magnoliopsida, Sapindales, Anacardiaceae. The transcript is spliced from 3 exons.
ACUCUGAUCAAAUGGUGUUGCAAGAAUCGAAAAAUUGAUGAAGCCUUGAAUCUUUUUGAGGAAAUGACUUCCGAGGGAGUUAGGCCAAAUGUUUUUGCUUAUAAUACCUUGCUAUCUGGGCUUUUUAGGAACGGUAAUGUCAGACAUGCAAAAAUGCUAUUUGGGAGACUCAAUAUUGCUUGGGAAAUGUUCAACAGAUUACAUAGUAAUGGCUUUGUUCCAGAUGUUAUUACAUAUAACAUUAUAAUGCAUGGAUUUUGUAAGGAAGGAAAGUUAGAAAUGGCAAGUAAAUGUUUCUCAGAUAUGGAGCAAAAUGGUGUUGCGCCAGAUUUGGUCACUUUCAAUACGCUUAUGUCUGGUUUCUUGCAGAAUAAUGAGACUUUAAAAGUGGUGGAACUUCUUCACAAAAUGAAAGAGAGAAAUGUGAAACCAGAUGCAUCCAUAGGUUCAAUAAUAUUAGAUUUACUGGGAAAGCAUGAAGAUUAUCGUGAAGUCCUGAAUUUGCUACCAUCCUUUUCAACGCAAGAACCAACAGGAUGUUGGUUGUUGAGUAAAAUGCAUUUUCCAGGGGAGUAUAGCUUAUCAAGAGAGCCCUUGCAAACGUUAAAGUUUCCAUGUAAAGGAAAAUACUGACGAAGAUGCUCGUAAGGUUGUAGAUGGUUUAGCACCUAAGGCCACUGAUCAAAAUGAUGCUAUUGAGAAAUGGUAUGAACAUGAAUGUCUCAUCUGUGUACUCUUAGUGCUACUUGUAAUAUACAUACAUAAAUAUAGUCUCUACAUUUGUUCGUUUUUACCAA